AGUUUUCUCAAGCUUCUGCCUCCAAGCCGUUGUCAAAGCGCAGUUAUGUCCAACGGAGGUGUGAAGAGGAAGUUGGCUGUGCUUGAUCGGGAUGCCUUCUUGGAGAAGUCGAAGGCCGCUCGCAUGCAGCGUUGCCCUCAAGGGCACUUCAUCAAGGCGAUGUACUCAUCCCUUGUGGAUGCCAUUAUCACUGAUCCAGAGCUAAUGGCCCCUGCCCCAUGCUUGGCCAGGGGGCAUGCUGUCUUUGACACCUGUACGCUCGCCAACGGCUGCGUUUAUAGGUUGGGACUGCAUUUGGAUCGUCUCUUCACCUCUGCCAAGCUAGCAAAGUUGAAGCUGCCCUUCGGCGACAGUGAGGAGAAACUCAGAGGAGGAAAUUGUUUGCGAGACUUGUGUCGCAAGCGGCCUAAAGAAUGGAGGCGUGCGAUACUUUCUCACUGCUGGGCCUGGAAACUUUGGAUUCACCUCAGCAGGUUGUGAGCCUGCGUUCUACGUGACCGUGCUCAAAAGCGAGAAAGAUUCUGAAGCAACAGGCAUUAGCGAGGCACUUGUGCCUGAAAGCGAGGUACCUAUGAAGCCCGCUCUUUUGGCCACCCUGAAGAGCAACAACUAUCUGCUGAAUUGCAUGCUCGCGAUGACUGCUCAGGAGCGAGGUGGGAAUUUUGGCAUCAACAUCCGUAAUGAUGGCACUGUAGCAGAGGGCUGCGUAGCCAACUGUGCCAUUGUCACCAAGGACAAAACGUUCAUUACCCCACCGCACCCUGGAAGCAAUACAUUGGUUGGCCAAAACACGAUUUCCACCUGAUGGUAUUUCAUUUCUCUCAGGCUUUGGCAUCAUCGGAGUGUUUACAGCAAAUAUGAUGAAUUGCUAUUAACAUUAUUGUGACAUAUGUUUGUUGAGAUUUGUUUAGCAAACUAUUCAAUGUAACUGCUUCCGCAGCUAGGGGCUAUUGCUAGAAUUGCCCACUCGUGCGAACUUGCUCCUGCUGCGCCGAAGGUUGUGCACGCCAACCUGUGCCACCUCUUAACGGGCCCUUGUGAUGGACCAGACGCCACAAAAACUUAACACCACCAAGGUGAGGCUCUGGAUCAGGUAGUACCUCUCAUUGCAGCUACCUAGUGGCCACUAUUGGCCGGAUGCACGCCCGGUGCUCCUCUUUGUCGAACACCACAGAAUCACCAAUCCGACCAAUCCCUCAGGUUUGAUGGCAUCCUUGCGGGAACCACCGUGCGUAAGGCCAUGCAACUCAUCAAGGAGCAUCUCCUAGGUGAGAGUAAGGCCGUCAAAGAGGUUCGUCAAGAGACCUUGCACUCUGCCCAGCUUUUUGAUGCUGCAGAGGUGAUGAUGUUCGGUGGUGACCUUGGUGUUUUCCCUGUGACCAGACUGGACGGACGCUCCAUUGGAGAUGGCAAGGUAGGGCCUGUUGCAGCGAAGGUCAAGGAGCUGAUAUGGAAGGAUGCUCAAGAAGGCCAAGGUGAACACAUCAAGCUUACCUACUGAUCGUGUGUCAGCCAGCUGACUCUGGCCUCAAUGUACAAAGUGCAGAGAACAUACUGGACCGCUCGCCUCUUGCGUUAUCUCCGAAACUAUUGCUAGAACUUGCGCC
Durusdinium trenchii is the source of this 1607-nucleotide messenger RNA. Lineage: Eukaryota; Dinophyceae; Suessiales; Symbiodiniaceae. The record is from the annotation of a GenBank genome assembly.